Molecule: messenger RNA, 2896 nt
Organism: Helicoverpa zea (corn earworm)
Lineage: Eukaryota; Metazoa; Arthropoda; Insecta; Lepidoptera; Noctuidae
Product: toll-like receptor 4
Exons: 3
Coding region: 285-2849 (854 amino acids)
Biological process (GO): toll-like receptor signaling pathway; immune response
Cellular component (GO): membrane
Molecular function (GO): transmembrane signaling receptor activity; protein binding
Source: RefSeq, a predicted model, not a curated record
UCUUCGGACAAACAAACCGCGAGUGUUCCUCCGACACCUGAGCAGGUCGAACGUUAUUGCCAAAACGUGGAAAACCUUCCAAAGUGCUUGUUUGUUUACCUAGUUCGUUACAAAAUAUGACUUGAGGACUGUGAGUGAAUGCUAGUGCGAAUAUUUCAGCAGUUUUACCUAUAAGAUCGUGUGAAGCUGUGAUGUAGCGAAUGGCGUCUAUCAGCAUAGUGUUUGCUGGUUAUAUUAACAGAUAGACUGUGUGCGCCGUACAUCGUGUUGAAGGGUAGAAGAUAAUGUCAGUAGCGCGAUACAUCUGGCUGCUGCUGUGCUACGCGCAAUACGCGAGGAGCAACCUGCUGGAUGAGUACGAGCAGUUCACCAACACCUUCCUGUACCCCAAGGACGACAAGACGGAGGAGCUGCCCGUCCAGCUCGGCAAGGACUGGGCAUCCGGCUGCAUUUGCAGGGCCACCUCCCACCAGCAGGUCGUCGUGUGCUUCGGCAAUUACGAGUGCAUGAGGUUUCCCAAGGUCAUACGAGUACGGAGCGAAGUUUUAAGAGUAAGGACUACAGUCAUCAAUGAAAUUCUCAAAGGGGAUCUGGAUUAUCUGUACUAUUUGAAAGUGUUAGAAAUAGAAGCGAAUCAUCAGCUGCGGUACAUUGAACCAGGUGCGUUCUCCAACUUGACGAACUUGGAGCAACUCUCUAUAUCCUACAACACUUUGCUUCAAUCUAUUCACGAGACGACGUUUGAAGGCCUCACAAACCUCCACAACUUGACUUUAGUGAACAACGGAUUUGACUCGGUGCUAACAUUAACUCCAUCUUUUAAGCCGAGUAUCCUACCGUCUUUGAAGAGGCUGGAUCUAUCAGAAAAUACUUUCGAAACAAUACCAGAAGAUGCAUUCAAACCUAUGGAAGGAACUUCUCUAAGGAAACUUGAUCUUAAUUUAUGUAGAUUAGACCACAUACACCCGAACAGUUUUCUACCAUUAAAGCAUUUGAAAAAGCUUCAUAUUGGAGAUAACGACCUGAACUCUACACUAAUAGGUAAUUUUUUGACGAGAAUGGUUGAAAAUAAUAUUAAUUUGCUACACCUCGACCUAUCAGGUAUGGGAUUUAGGAAACAACCACCCAAAAGACUGAUGAACAUAAUAGCAAACACUACAAUACAAAGUUUAAUACUAUCAAGGAAUCAGUUUGAAAUUAUAGCAGAAGAUGCUUUCCCUAAAAUGGUAAAUAUACAAUUAAUGGACUUAAGAAAAGUGUCCGCUAUUUUGAUAGAUCCAAGAUCUUUCACCCCUGAAAGGUUCCCUAGUUUAAGAUUUCUAUCAUUGAGCGGAAACAAUUUGCCAGGACUCCACGGGACCCACAUGUCCAAUCAACUCUUGCUGUUAGAUUUAUCUGAUAACAGAGGGCACGCAAACAAUCCAGUCUACUACGAAAUAGAUAGAUAUACUUUCACACAAAGUAAAAGACUACAAGUAUUAAAUCUGUCUUAUAAUGGGAUAAGAGCAAUAUUUAAUUACACAUUUACAGGAUUAGAAAGUCUCAAAAUAUUAAGCAUGGAAAAUGGUACCAUUUAUCAUUUGGGACCCGGUAGUUUCAAAGCCACAAAACACUUAGAAGUACUUAAUUUAGCUAAUAACCCACUAACGGCUAAUCAGAACUUGUCAUGCGCACAAUUUGACGGACUGAACGAACUUAAAAUUCUAAUUUUAGAAAAUUGUGGAAUUAAACAAUUCAAUGACGAUGAGAAUAUUUUCGAAAUGAUGCCUAAUUUAACUCACCUAGUGCUUAGAAAUAACCAACUUUAUUAUAUAACAGCUGAAACAUUAAAGCCUUUGAAAAUGCUACAGUUUUUAGACUUAAGUGAAAACCUUCUCAUGUCAUGGUGGAAACCAAUAUUCUUAUCUUCGGGUGUGAAACCAAAUAGAGUUUACUUGACAAACAACAAAAUAUCACAUUUCUCACUGAGCAUGAUUCAGGACAUCGGGUACUUGUUGGAAGCCAGUAAGGGCGAUAUGGUCAUAGACCUGAUGGACAAUAUCUUUGUAUGCGACUGCAGUUCCAUGUUUACUACUUACCGCUGGAUUCAAGCCAAUGCAAGUAAGGCCUUAAAACAAUACAUUUUUAGUUCUAAAUUCCAAUGCAGCAGUCCUGACUUGUGGGAGGACAGGAGAGUGUCUGAGUAUUUGCAUUCGGUGAAGAGCCUGCACUGCUUGAUGUACGAGAAGAUAACAAACGUGAUGGUGCUGGUGUGGACGGCUCCGUCCUUGGUCACAAUUUCUCUAGUCCUAUUAAUAAUAGCUGUUAUUUACAAAUAUAGAAUGUACAUACGCUACUGGAUGUUCAUAGCAAAAAUAGCGUUAGGAAGAAAUUUUCAAAAGAAGCAAGUGAAACCUGAUGGUGGAAAAAUAUAUAAAUAUGAUGCUUUUGUGUCGUAUUGUAAUGAAGACAGAGAUUUUGUCCACGAUAUGAUAGAACAACUUGAAUCGAAGCCACCGUUUCUGAAGCUGUGUGUUUACGAGAGAGACUUUGAGAUCGGUUCGUUUAUAUCAGAAGCUGUUCUAAGCAGUAUUAACGAGAGUAAGUACGUUAUUUUAAUCAUAAGCAAUAGUUUUGCUAAGUCGCAGUGGUGUCGCUGGGAGACGCAACUAGCGGAGUACCACAGGAUAUUCUUAGAAGAUGGGACGUCGUAUGAUCCCUUAGUGCUGAUAAGAAUAGGGGAGAUACAGUCCAAGUAUCUGACGACAACUUUGAAGUACUUGUUGAAGACUAAAAUCUACCACUCUUGGGAUCAGAGGAAUAAGGAGGAGUUCUGGAAGAAAUUGAGAGACGUUAUAAUUAAGAAGUGAUGUAAAUAUUAUGGUUAAUUUACUUUUUAAUACAUUGUUAACUAAAA